Molecule: messenger RNA, 522 nt
Organism: Colletotrichum phormii
Lineage: Eukaryota; Fungi; Ascomycota; Sordariomycetes; Glomerellales; Glomerellaceae
Product: ankyrin repeat domain-containing protein
Exons: 1
Molecular function (GO): protein binding
Source: RefSeq, a predicted model, not a curated record
CUCUACGCUGCCUCUUCUAGAGGCCAUCAAGAGAUCGUACAGCUUCUCCUCGAGAAAGGCGCAGACGUUAACGCACAGGGCGGCCACUACGGCAACGCUCUCCAGGCUGCCUCUUCUAGAGGCCAUCAAGAGAUCGUACAGCUCCUCCUCGACAAAGGCGCAGACGUCAACGCACAGGGCGGCAGGUACGGCAACGCUCUCCAGGCUGCCUCUGAAGGAGGCCAUCGAGAGAUCGUACAGCUUCUCCUCGAGAAAGGCGCAGACGUCAACGCACAGGGCGGCAGGUACGGCAACGCUCUCCAGGCUGCCUCUGAAGGAGGCCAUCGAGAGAUCGUACAGCUUCUCCUCGAGAAAGGCGCAGACGUCAACGCACAGGGCGGCAACUAUGGCAACGCUCUCUACGCUGCCUGUUGUAGACGCCAUCAAAAGAUCGUACAGCUUCUCCUCGAGAAAGGCGCAAAUGUCAACGCGCAGGGCGGCCACUAUAGCAACGCUCUCCAGGCUGCCUCUAAAGGAGGCCAU